AUGGCCCCGGGUCCGGCCGCCGCCGCCGCUCGGUGCAACAAGUGCCACACCAUCGCCUUCUGCUCCCCCGCUUGCCGAGCCGAGGGAGAGGUGUUGCAUCGGGUGGAGUGCUUUUACGUGAAGAAGCUCGGGCACCUCAUUGUGAAUCUGGAGAUCCUGCUGCUGCUCCGCAUCGUCAUCGCCCGAUGGCUCGAGACCCUCAGCUCCCAAAAGAGGGGAGUUGAGGGCACGCCGGUGUUCGAUCGCAUGAUGCACAUGCAGGCGCAUGCCGAAUCCCAGAUCGAUUUGCUGCAGACCUACGCUCCGGCCGUUGAGGACAUGCUGCGGGUCUUGCCCGCGGAGAUGAAGGUGGCCAAGGAGGCAAUGCUCAUCAUUGUCUGCAUUUGCUCCGUCAAUCAGUUUGCCGUCGGACGCCCUCCCGCCGAGAACGAAAGCGGCGAGGGGCAGUCGAAGGACGGCGAGGGAUCUGGGCUCUUCUUGACCUCCGCCAUCGUCUCCCACAGUUGCCGGGAAAACGCGAUGCACCGUACGAAGGGGAGACGAUUGGCGAUGCUGGCCCUGGAACCGAUCGCGGCCGGCAGUGAGAUCACCUGGUCCUACCUGGGCAACCCGUUGCUUCCUACCCAAAUCCGGCAGCGCGAGCUGUACCAGACCAAGGUGUUCCUCUGCCAGUGCGAGCGUUGCCUGGAUCUGACCGAGUGCCACCUGCGAGCGUUCGCGUGCAAGGCGUGCAACGAGGGCCUGCUCGUUCCGCUGCCGCUGACCCAGGCGGGCAUCGAGACGGAGGAGGACCGCUGGCGCUGCGACAACGCCGCGUGCGGCCGGGCCGCCGGGUUCGCCCGCGACGUGGAGCGCCUCGAGGCCGGCCUCGUCCGGCGGUUCGAGGAGGCCCACGCCGCGCUCGGCGCCACGCAGGACCUCGCCGCCGCGCUCCAGCAGCUCGAGGCCGUCAUCGCCGACCACGCCGGGCCGGUCAUGCAUCCGCACCACUACCUCCUCCUACAGAUCUACCUGCUCCACGGCGAGCUCCUGCGCCGCAAGCUCGACGGGCGCCUGCCGCCGCUUCAGGCCGCCGGCGGCGGCGGCGGGGCGGGGCUCAGUAUGAACGAGGACCAGCGCGCGGCGAUACGGAAGCAGGUGGAGGCGGGUCUGCGGCUGGCGGAGCGGCUGGAGGCGGUGGCUGACGCGCUGCUGCCCGGGCGGCACCCGCUCAAGGCCGACCUGUUCGAGGGCAAGGCCGUGCUCCUGGCCCGGCUGCGCCAGCUCACCAUCGGCCGGGCCGAGGAGGAAAAGGGGGUCUCUGCCCAGCUGGCCGAAGCCGAACGGAGGGCAGCCGACAACCGCCGGCUGUUCCCUGACCUGUGA
Messenger RNA from Acanthamoeba castellanii str. Neff, 1365 nucleotides. RefSeq lists its product as uncharacterized. The transcript is spliced from 8 exons. The coding region runs from base 1 to 1365 and encodes 454 amino acids. Gene Ontology annotation, molecular function: protein binding. The record is from RefSeq and is a predicted model, not a curated record. NCBI's taxonomy places the organism in Eukaryota, Discosea, Longamoebia, Acanthamoebidae.